Messenger RNA from Nestor notabilis (Kea), 527 nucleotides. It is a transcript of the gene SMIM8, whose product is annotated as small integral membrane protein 8. The transcript has 2 exons. The coding region runs from base 1 to 330 and encodes 109 amino acids. The record is from RefSeq and is a predicted model, not a curated record. NCBI's taxonomy places the organism in Eukaryota, Metazoa, Chordata, Aves, Psittaciformes, Psittacidae.
AUGACAUCCACUUUUUACUCUGUUUUUAGGAAGUAUUCAACAUUAAUUAAAAUGUCUUCCACCAACCCUCCAAAUACAAGCGAAACGCCCAAAGAGAGAAAACCAGGACUGAGAAGUGUUCAAACAACUAUGCUUUUCCGAGCUGUGAACCCAGAGCUUUUCAUUAAACCUAACAAGCCUGUGAUGGCAUUUGGGCUCAUAGCAAUUACCCUCUGUGUGGCCUACCUUGGUUAUUUGCAUGCAACAAUAGAGAAUAAAAAGGACCUCUAUGAAGCAAUCGACAGUGAGGGGUCCAGGUAUAUGAGGAGGAAAACUUCCAAGUGGGACUGAGAACGUAAGGAAGGAAAUCAGCAAAUCAGUCACAGAACUUUGCCAAGCAAUUGCUAUUUUUUUUCCUCUGUCCAUUGAAAUAAUGGAUAAAUGUCUCUCUUGGUGUUUAAUCCAAUUUAAAUUCCUUUGUAAAAUGCCAUGCCUGUACAAAUAAAUUGCAAUUAAGAUAAGUGUGAACAUAAAAGUGAUUUUAAGAA